This is a messenger RNA of Phragmites australis (common reed), 1950 nucleotides long. RefSeq names its product E3 ubiquitin protein ligase DRIP2-like. The transcript has 9 exons. Lineage: Eukaryota; Viridiplantae; Streptophyta; Magnoliopsida; Poales; Poaceae. Gene Ontology annotation, molecular function: ubiquitin-protein transferase activity; metal ion binding. Bases 514 to 1500 code for a protein of 328 amino acids. The record is from RefSeq and is a predicted model, not a curated record.
GGAGAGGACGGAGGAGUUGGGGACGUCGUGAGCGUGAAGCGCUCGGUCCUCGCGGCGUGCCUCACGUGCCCGCUCUGCGGCCGCCUCCUCCACGACGCCGCCACCAUCACCGAGUGCCUCCACACCUUAUGAAAUUAGUAAAUGUUUAACUCAUAGGGAAGUGAAGCUUUCAAAUUUGGUGAUCAUUGACUGCUAGGUUGGCUGUUCAUUUGAUUUCUGUAGCGGUUGGAAAAAAAGAGAGGAAAUGUCUGAUGUGGAGGCACCGCUAGAAAAUAGAAAUAGUUGGUUAACCUGUUCCUUCACAGGUUCUGGCACAGCUGGAGUAUUUGCAGCAGCAUUUGCGGAGACUGAAUAUGCCAUUUGCACUGAUUCACCCCCCAUAUCGACCACACCAACCGUCUUUGAGUAGUCCCCUCCCAACUUACCUAAAAGAUAGUUCAGAGCAACCUACAGCGCAUGCCACAUGCAUCAAUGUUUGCAAAAUAAGUACAUGAGAUACUACAGAAGUUAGGGAUGCACAUACCCAUAGUUUGCAGGAAGUGCAUAUCCGAGGAGUUCGUAAAUAAGGAAGUCUGCUGUUGCCCUACUUGCAGCAUUGAUUUGGGCUGUGCUCCAAUGGAGAAGCUCAGAGCUGAUCAUAGCCUACAAUAUGUAAGGUCAAAGAUAUUUCCUUUUAAAAGACAGAAGGUUGAGGCCCCAGAAGUCACAUCCCCAGUUACAUCACCUAUCAAGAGGAAAGAAAGAUCUUUAUCUUCAUUGACAAUCCAUGCUCCUCAAGUGUCUAUACAGAAAUACUUGACAAAGAGGAGAACAAAAAUUUCAUGCUUACGCAACAUCUCUUUGCACUCAACCUUGCGGGGCAGUAACAUCACAAAGAAAGUUGGGGGAUGGAGACCUUUGGGCUGUCAGUUUAGAGCUACUAAAAAUAAAAAGUCUCUUAGAUCCAAUUCAGAAGAUGUAAAUAAAACUGAAAAUAAGUCUGAUGAUCCAGUUGAUGGAACUCCUGCCAGUCAAGCAAAGACUAAGAAGCAGUUGACAAGAUGUGGUAAUCUGGAGAAAAGAACUGGAAGCAAGAAACUGUUAAUUCUAAAGGGUAAACAGAAAAAGAUCAAGGCAAAACUGCCCAGUAAGAAGAGGAGAUUGCGAGCAUUAUGGUUCUACCUCGUUGCUGCUUUUGACCAGAAAGGACAGCCUCCUCUAUCGCAGGUACCUGCAAAAUUUUUGAGGAUCAAGGAUGUCGAUUUACCUGCUUCCUUCAUACAGAAGUACCUUGUGCAGAAACUUAAUCUUUCAAGUGAAUCUGAGGUAGAGCUACUGUGCGGUGGCAAGCCAGUGAGCCCAGGAAUGACCCUGCACGACCUAGCAGAUUGCUGGCUCGACAAAGGACCGAAGGGCCGAGUGCGGUCAUCGGUGGGCACGCCCGCCACUGGAUUUGUGGCGACGGUGUUCUAUGGCAGGCCAGAACCACCCCCACUUGAAACUGAAAAUAACAAUGACUGAUCGAGAGCUUUCCCUCGUCUCUGAAUCAGAACUGCGUCAUUUCAUUCAUAGGAGCCCCUGAUUGCUCCGAGCAUCGAUACCAGUUCAGCAAGGGUCAACCCGCAGCUUAAGAUGUAAAUAGAUGUUUGUGUUACAAGCCGUGUUCGGCUUGUAAUCCUCUAGUUUAAGGCAUUGGCUUCUUAUGAUCUUAUAUAGUUUGAUGCAUUCUUUAGUUUACCCUACUUUUUUCACUGACGAAGUGUCUAUGUAUAUAUAUGUCAUGUGUGUGAGAUGAUGUCUUCUGAUCUCCAUGGAGCUCGUAGAGGAGUCUUCUAUAUGACUGUAUGUCGAUGUAUACUUGUGUACCCUAGGCACUAGAAUUGUUUCGGUUAAUUCACCGCACUGGAAAUUAUUGCUUGAGGAUGUUGCCUAAUAUUGAGUACUGAUUGAAGAUUUUUCGUUGGCCCGGUA